GCUGAAAAGACGUGCCCGCGAUCCGUUUCCCCUUCCGCCGCCGGCCACCACAGCCCGACCCAAGCCAAGCCUCUGACGAUCCCCCCCGGAUCUUGGUCGGCGACUGUCACCCCACGCCGACGACCACGAAGCACACACGCUGACACAGACUCGGCGACCACGUCCCAUGGCCGCCCGCCCCGCCCCCGGGCAGAAGCAGUGACCUGCCAGCCGUCACUGCCUUGUUGGGCCCGUUUCGUCCUGUCCGCUCAGCGCAUCAUGGCCGCCGACCUGGGGACGGGCUUCCCUCUGAUCAUUCCCCGAGAGAUUGACUGACUGACUGCCUGGUGCAGCAGCAAGCGGCGGACAUGCCUCUCGGGAACUAGUCCGGCGCCGCACUAGCUCGGCAUGCUAGGUAAAUACCGAGCAAGUACGUUACCUAGUAGUAGGUCGGAUUGCAACGGCGCCUUGGCCCGCCCGACGCGGCGAACAAGCCACAAACGAGGUAGAGGGCCGUGUCCACGACCAAACGUAUAUAGGGACGAGCGCGCGCUUCAUGUACAUUCGGGUUGAGCUCUCCUUGGCUUGAACACGACGCCAUCAACUAUACGAUCCGUCUCUCUGCGGCCUUACCUCUCGCGUCUCGUCGGCGGGAAGCAAGCAAGCCUUGCCGCUAACACAACCUUUGGUGUCGCCAGCCUGCCUCCCUCUACCAGAAAAAAGAGUUCGGAACCGUGUCUGGUUUCAGCCAGACAAGACGACAAAAGUACUAGCAACAACCGCCCGGCUGCCGCGAUACAGCCAUCAUGGCGACGACGACGCUCGUCUCCGGCGUGGCCUUUGGCGCGGCCAUGGUCGCCGCCGGCUUCGCCAACCCGACCGUCGUCGUCUCGCAGAUGAAGUUUGAGUCCUGGCACAUGUUCCAGGCCUUUCUGGCCGCCACCGCCAGCAGCGCCGUCAUAUACUCCGUCGCCGAAAGGCUCGGCUACGUCAAGCUCCAGCCGCGAAGCUCCUCUCCGCUCGGCCUCUUCUCCCGCUAUGACGGCAACAUUCUCGGCGGCGCUCUGCUAGGCGCCGGCAUGGCCGUCUCCGGGUCCUGCCCCGGCACGCUCUACGCACAGCUCGCCACCGGCGUCCGCACCGGCUUCUACGUGCUCGCUGGUGCCGUGACCGGCGGUGUGCUGUGGACGGGCUACCUCGCGCCCCUCGUCAAGCGCCGCCGCGAGAACGCCGCCAUCAAGCCCGCGCCCGGCGUCAUCAGCGAGUCGCUCGGGCUCUCCCGCGCCGCGACCCUAGUGCUCUUCGAGGCGGCCUGCGUCGCCGUCGUCGUCGCGACCGCGGCCGGCGCAAAGUCCACCAACGGCGGUUCUGCAGCGUUUGCCGGCGGCGAUCUCAUCCCCGCGGGCGCCGUCGGCGGGCUAUUCAUCGGCCUCGCCCAGCUCGUCUCCCUGGUCACGCGCCGCACCAUGGUCGGCAUCUCGGGCUCCUUCGAGGACGCCGGCAACUACUUCUGGUGGCUCUUCCGCGACGCCGCCGCCGCGGAGAAGCGCCCACGCACGUACCAGAACAUGCUCUUCGCCGCUGCCGCCGCGGCCGGUGCGUGGGCCAUGGCUAGAGUGCUGCCGGACUCGGCCGUCUUCGGCGCCGUGGCCGGCCCCCUGCUCGAGAUGCCGCCGCUGCGGGCCGUGCUGGGAGGCGUGCUCAUCGCCGUCGGCUCACGGCUGGCGGGUGGGUGUACGUCCGGCCACGGCAUCAGCGGCAUGUCGCUGCUGUCGACGUCGAGCGUCGUCACGAUUGCGAGCACAUUUGGCACGGGCGCAUUGGUAGCGCCCUUGAUUUACUAAGUUACUACUGUAGGCAGCGACCCCUGCCCUGAUACCUGAUAGAAGCGUGCUACAAAGUGUAC
Molecule: messenger RNA, 1885 nt
Organism: Purpureocillium takamizusanense
Lineage: Eukaryota; Fungi; Ascomycota; Sordariomycetes; Hypocreales; Ophiocordycipitaceae
Exons: 2
Coding region: 786-1823 (345 amino acids)
Cellular component (GO): plasma membrane
Source: RefSeq, a predicted model, not a curated record